Molecule: messenger RNA, 1110 nt
Organism: Exophiala aquamarina CBS 119918
Lineage: Eukaryota; Fungi; Ascomycota; Eurotiomycetes; Chaetothyriales; Herpotrichiellaceae
Exons: 1
Coding region: 1-1110 (369 amino acids)
Source: RefSeq, a predicted model, not a curated record
AUGGAGCACUUUAACUUUGGCAUCCCAGAGGGGAAUAUACCGCCCCUCAGUUUUCCACAAAAGCCCACGAGGCCUGCACCACCCGUACCGGAUAACCAGCUCCUCCUCAAGCGACUAACGGAAAAUCCAAACUUUGACUACUACCAGCAUAUCAUUCACGACUACCUCUAUGCUGAUGAAAAUAUCUGGUCUGUUCUACUAUUUCUGCGCACUGAUCCUACUGGUAUUUUUCAUAUACAUCAUCGAUCUGCAACACAGACACCCCCACAAGACAUCUUCGAGAUCAUUUCUCAAAUUCGACAGAGUGCUAAUUGGGGACUUGAGAAGAUUGAGAUCUUGAAUCGGGUGAACAGUGGGAGACGAAAGCCACCCCAAAAUUUACCCUUCCAUCAGCCUUACCGUUCUGGUCAUCGGCCCCAUUUCACUCCCACACCAUCGGCAUCGAGGGUGAGUCAGUUGAGGAACGCUUCAAAUGUGUCUUCUUUCGACUAUCCUCGCUCAGAUGAUCUCAGUCAGUACACGGAUUCGCUCCAGAAAGACACAAGCUCCAUCAUAUCCGUCGAUGGCCGCAAGACCGCCCCCGAUGGAUAUCGUUUCUACUGUCCAUCCCGAAACUGUAAGCUAAGUUAUGCUCGCCAAGGGGAUUAUGAAAAUCACAUGGACCAAAAGCAUGCAGAAUAUGAACCUCACGACCCUCACGAAUCACUCAAGCCGAUACCCCAGAAUCCGAAAGGGGGAAACAAUCACUCAAACGAGAAUCCAGGAUCGACUCCAGCAAAUAAUAGUAAUUCUAAUGCCCAAGCCCCGCCUUUCCCCUCCACAACUCGACAAUCACACUUCCACACAUCCACUCCAGGACCUCCCGAAGCACACCAGCCUCACCACGCUGUGACCCCUGACAUACUCCAAGGAGUAGGCGGCCAAAUGCGGUUGACUCCCCAAGGCCCAGAGGAUCCCACUCGCUCGACGCUUCACCACGACCCGAACCCUUUUCUAUGGACUUAUGUCGAUGUCCUAGAAGGACAGCCACUACUUGGCAGCCAAAAUAUCCCUCCUACCUACAUGACUCAGGGUCAUCACCAUUACGAACAGGACAUGACCAUGAGUUGA